AUGGUGGGUCAGCUGAGCAAACAUUUCCGUCAGAUGACGGUCGGGAAGGACUGCCGGGAUAUACUGCAUCCGAACCAGGAUUGUGUCUCCGCCUGGUGGACUUUCUUCGUGGAAGGCGUGCUGGGUGGGAUGCGCCAUUAUAUGCCAGCUGUUGUGACUCCUCUGCUGUUUCGUAUCGGUCAGUGGAAUGAUCCGGAAGUGUGGAGAAACUUCAUUCGACAGUACAUCCGGUGCAUUUUGGCUGGUUUACCCAUGACGGGUGGCAGUUUUGUGGCCUUUUGCUUGUUCCACAAACUCACAGGACGACGCUUCCCUGCUGCCUGGUUUGUGCUCGUUCCUUCCCUUGCAGGAGGUCUUACAGUUUCCUAUCUUCCAAAGCACAUCGUACGAGCACAGGGCAUCGGUCUUUUCAACAUGUACAUAGAGUUUCUCAUAAGACGUGCUCGUCAUCCACUGGUUGGAUUUCUCAGAUCAUCUAGGAAUUCUGCCACCGUCUUGUUCGCGAUUCUGAGUGCAGGCAUCAUGGCAACACGCCAGUAUCUACAGUUGGAGCGAUUUUGGUUCGCACGGCCCUAUCCUGAUGGUCACUGCAAUGAAGGUCACGGAAACCUACCGGGGUCGUCACACCGACAGCACGUUCUAGUAGAAGUGAAGAAAGCGGUCUAUAUAGGCCUGGCCGUUAGUCUUAUCAAGAAUUUCCUCCCACACGUGACAAUGCUGCUGCGAGAUCCGGUCGGAUUGGUGAAGCUUCUAAUCACCCGGUUCGAUGUAGGUCUGUUUGGUUUCAUCACGUGUUACAAAACGGUGUAUGAGGUAGCCAACUGUUGGUUGGCGAAGCGUCAGCUUACGCCAAUUGUCCGCAGCGGCAUCGGUGGAUUCUUAGCCGGACUUGCGUACUGCUGCUUCCCCAACUACCUGCUGUUUACCUUCUCCAUGACGGAGUUAAUCGAGCUGUGCUGGUUGGCGUACAUGCGCUUCGAUGGAGUCUCCAAACCCGACUUCUUACGCUGGUUUGACAGAGAGGUGCCAGUCGGGAUGCUGCUGUAUACGGCCAGUCUCGGUAUGCUGUGCCACUUGCGCAUCGUUUACCCGUACCAUAUCAAUCGCUACUGGCACAAGCUGAUGGCAAAUGGCACCUGGGGUCGCUCGGAUACGCUGGCCUACAAUUACGCCCGCAUCCUGCUGGACUGUCCAUCACAGUGA
This is a messenger RNA of Anopheles nili, 1203 nucleotides long. RefSeq lists its product as uncharacterized. The record is from RefSeq and is a predicted model, not a curated record. The transcript has 4 exons. The coding region runs from base 1 to 1203 and encodes 400 amino acids. Lineage: Eukaryota; Metazoa; Arthropoda; Insecta; Diptera; Culicidae.